AUGCAGGAAAAAAAAGGGCUUAGAAGACACGGGGCUAAGUAUGCUUCAUCCCUUUAUCAAGGUUCGGAACUUGGGUGCGCCCUGACCGAGCUGGACGCCCGUUAUUUGUGGAUGCUAGCCGACGUCCCGGAACCCCUUUGUGGAUCCAGCACAGGUCGCGGUAUUCUGGCCGACAACGUCCGCGCUGCGGCCACAUUGACCAGACCGUCCGCCAAACCUGAGCUGUCAACCAACGCCGGCGGAGCACUGGUAUCGUCAGACUUCCUCAUUCCCGUCGUAGCAGACAACGCUGAGCGUAGUGUGUGCGGGCCCCUCCUGCGCGCUUGCACUACGGCCCGGCGGAGGCUGCGCGCGGCGGGCCGCGUGGAAAACGGGACGCUGCCGACUGAACCAACUGUCAUCGUCGACUCAGCCCCAAGCGAUGGCGCAGCUUGA
Messenger RNA from Gaeumannomyces tritici R3-111a-1, 435 nucleotides. RefSeq lists its product as hypothetical. Lineage: Eukaryota; Fungi; Ascomycota; Sordariomycetes; Magnaporthales; Magnaporthaceae. The transcript is spliced from 2 exons. Bases 1 to 435 code for a protein of 144 amino acids. The record is from RefSeq and is a predicted model, not a curated record.